Messenger RNA from Cicer arietinum (chickpea), 673 nucleotides. RefSeq lists its product as uncharacterized. NCBI's taxonomy places the organism in Eukaryota, Viridiplantae, Streptophyta, Magnoliopsida, Fabales, Fabaceae. The record is from RefSeq and is a predicted model, not a curated record.
CAACGACACAAUAAAAUAAGAAAUCAAAGUGCAACCUUUGUUAAGAAAGCAGAACAAUGUCAUUGGUAACAACAGAAAUCAGAGAAAAAUCAGAGAUAUAUCAUGGAAACAAAGUAUGCCAAGAGAAAAUACAAGAGUUUUUGAAGAAAAUUGGUCUUCCCAAUGGUCUGUUACCAUUGAAAGAUGUUGAAGAGGUUGGUUUCAACAGAGAAAGUGGUUUCUUUUGGCUUAAACAAAAGGAAAAAACAACCCACAAAUUUGAAAAUCUUGGAAAGGUAUCUUCCUAUGAUAUUGAAGUAACUGCAGAAGCUGAGUAUGGUAAGAUUAUGAAUAUCAAAGGUGUGAAAUCUAGAGAGUUUAUGCUUUGGAUUGCAAUAGCUGAUAUUUACAUUGAUAAUCCACCCACUGGAAAAAUCUAUUUCAAAACUUAUUCUGGCAUUUCAAAGUCAUUGCCUUUUUCUACUUUUGAAAUUGCAGAGGAAUCAACUAGUCACAAUCAAAAUAACCAAAUCAAAGAGCUCUAAUUUCACUUCCAUGUGCUUCAUACCCCAUAAUAAAAUCUCUAUCUUUGUAUUUUCUAGUUUAUAUUAUAUAUAAUUUCAAAAUUAUUAUAAUCAUGGGUUGACUUGGCUUUUAAAUUUCUGAAAUAAUAAAUUACUCAUAUUUCAUUCAA